Molecule: messenger RNA, 1213 nt
Organism: Hibiscus syriacus
Lineage: Eukaryota; Viridiplantae; Streptophyta; Magnoliopsida; Malvales; Malvaceae
Product: ribosomal RNA small subunit methyltransferase nep-1-like
Exons: 8
Coding region: 144-1007 (287 amino acids)
Biological process (GO): rRNA base methylation
Cellular component (GO): nucleolus; small-subunit processome
Molecular function (GO): rRNA binding; rRNA (pseudouridine) methyltransferase activity
Source: RefSeq, a predicted model, not a curated record
UUCAGCCCAAUCCAAAUUAUAAAAAAAUUGGAAAAAAAACACUAAAUCCUAAAUUGCUGCCCUUGCUCCGCCCUUAUUCGUCAGCUCGCCGCCUCCGCUGCUCCGCCCACUGUAACUGAUAAAUAAUUUUUUUAGCCAAUACGAUGGUACGACCGUAUGCUAUAAAGGGGAAGAAACGGAAGAAUAGAGAUGAGAAAUAUGAUAAAGAAGAACAAGAACAUGAUGAACAAGUAGAAGUAGAAGAGGAAGAACCUGCAAAGCAAGCUUCUAUUGAAAAGCCAACAAAGGAAGUCGAAGGUAAAGAAGAGGAAAAAGGCGAAACAGCAACAGAUGAACUUGUGGGAAUCCCAAUUGUCCCUAGUGAUAAAAAGACCAACAAAAACGGGGUCAUAUUUGUUCUUGAGAAGGCUUCCUUGGAAGUUGCUAAAGUUGGAAAGAGUUUCCAACUCUUGAACUCGGAUGAUCAUGCCAAUUUCUUACGGAAAAAUAACAAGAAUCUUGCUGAUUACAGGCCUGACAUAACACAGCAGGCUCUUCUAUCUAUUUUAGAUAGCCCUGUCAAUAAGGCUGGUAGAUUGCAAGCUGUGUAUGUUAGAACCGAGAAAGGUGUACUUUUUGAAGUUAAACUUCAUGUUCGAAUUCCGAGAACAUAUAAGCGGUUCUCUGGUAUCAUGUUGCAGUUGCUACAAAAACUAAAUAUAACUGCUGUUGGCAAGCGUGAAAAACUUUUACGAGUGAUAAAGAAUCCUGUAACCAAUUAUUUUCCUGUCAAUUCUCGCAAAAUAGGUUUCUCAUAUAGCUCAGACAAAUUGGUUAAAAUGAGAAAAUAUGUAGAUACUGUUGGUGGUGAUGUGAACCUAGUUUUUGUGGUGGGUGCAAUGGCCCAUGGAAAGAUAGAGACAGAUUAUAUAGAUGAUUUUAUAGCGAUUUCUGGUUAUCCACUAAGUGCUGCAAUGUGCAUUGCAAGGAUUACUGAAGCUUUGGCAGAUAAGUGGAAUAUAUUGUAAAGCUUGUAUAUGUCGCAAUGAUGCAAGUUCCGGGUUAGAUAUCAGUGCUGAAUUACUUAUAUAUUAUGUGCUACGAUUAUAUACUCUAGUUUUUGUGGGAAUAUAUGGUUACAAAUGGUUUUAGAAGGCUAAGACCAGUCUGAAAAAUGGGAAACCAUUUUAUUUGUAGCUAGAUAUACGCACAUACACGACGCAGGUUUUUCUUA